CAAGAAUCAACUCUUGUCUGAUGUUUUAUUGUUUUAUUUAUUCUGGUUCAACUUAUUUAAAUAUCUUUUCAAAUAUUUCUCAUUCUGUUAAAUUUCUUUUUAAAAUCUAUAGCGUACCACAGCUAGUAUCUUCCCAACCCAACAAAACAAUUCAAACAUAGAUUACGGACAAAUCCAUAACUGUUCGUUGGUUUAAAAUUCGUAUUUGUCUGAUUGUUCAAAGUUAACAAUUCUCUGUUAUUAACUUUGCAAAAUUGUUAGUCUUGCAAAAAAAAAAAAAAAAAAAAAUUGGAAUCUUGGUAGUGGUCAUCUGAACCUGAAGUAACUAAAUCUUUUGGAUCUUUAAUACUUUUUUGAUUUCUUGUUAAUAAAAAUACGAAUAAUGGAAGAAAAUUCUGCGAAAGAUGCUGUCUUUGUGGCUUCUGAAAAGCCCCAAGGAAUGGAUGUUAUUGUUGAAGGUCCCGAUUUCAAUCAUUACGAUGAGCGAAAGAAGAAUGGAGGAUCUGGCAUUUCUGUUGAAGAAUUGAUGCAUUCCUAUGGAAAAAUGGGGUUUCAGGCUACACACCUUAGUCAAGCAAUUGAAAUUAUCAACGAAAUGAAAGACUGGCGUGAUCCCAAUCCCCCAGAAGGAAAGAGUGAGAAGGCUACUAUCUUCCUUGGCUACACCAGCAAUCUGAUUUCUUCCGGUAUCCGUGAAAUUUUGCGUUAUCUGGUACAAAACAAACGCGUUGACGUCCUUGUAACAACUGCGGGAGGUGUAGAAGAAGAUUUGAUCAAGUGCCUUGGUCCCACUUAUCUUGGUGACUUCCACAUGGAAGGAAAGGGUCUUCGCGAAAAAGGAUUGAAUCGUAUAGGUAACCUCAUUGUACCCAAUGACAACUAUUGUCGUUUUGAAGAGUGGCUUAUGCCGAUUUUGAAUAAGAUGGUCGAGGAACAAGAAACUCUUGGUACCCACUGGACUCCUUCUUCCUUCAUUCAUCGUCUUGGCAAGGAAAUCGAUGACGAGAGAAGCGUUUAUUAUUGGGCUUACAAAAACAAUAUACCCGUCUAUUGCCCUGCUUUAACAGAUGGUUCCAUCGGUGAUAUGCUUUAUUUCCAUACCUAUAAGGCCGAUCCACGUCCUAUUAAUCUUGAUAUCGUUGCCGAUAUCCGUAAUGUCAAUUCGCACGCCGUGCGUGCCAACAAAACGGGAAUCAUUAUUCUCGGAGGUGGUAUUGUGAAGCAUCAUAUCUGUAAUGCGAACUUGAUGCGUAAUGGUGCUGACUGGAGUGUGUACAUUAAUUCCGGAAAUGAAUUCGACGGAAGCGAUGCCGGGGCACGACCUGAUGAGGCCGUCAGUUGGGGAAAAAUUCGUUCGGAUGCCAAAAGAGUAAAGGUAUAUGGUGAAGUGAGUCUCCUUUUCCCACUAAUCGUGGCUGCUACUUUUGCAAAGUAAAUUAAAAUCGUAUUCUUUUGGUUUAUUCGUUUAUUAACUAAACCUCAAAAGAGCAAUUACCUGGUAAAGUGUUUCAACUAACUUAAAAAAAAAGAAUAUUUAUCAUAAAUCUAAUAUAGUCACCUCCUAGAACCGCUGUGAGUGCAAUAUCAUCUUGUCUUCUCGAUUGUGAGAUGGCUAUGCGCUAUUACUUCACUCAUGUGUCCCUUAUAAAAGCAUCUAAUAGAUUUAAGUCAAAUAAAAUAUAAUAUUUUCAAUAGUCGAUCUCGCAGGUAUAUUAUUUCUACAAAACAAU
Schizosaccharomyces octosporus yFS286 is the source of this 1730-nucleotide messenger RNA. Its product is annotated as eIF-5A-deoxyhypusine synthase. Gene Ontology annotation, molecular function: deoxyhypusine synthase activity. Gene Ontology annotation, cellular component: cytoplasm. The record is from RefSeq and is a predicted model, not a curated record. Lineage: Eukaryota; Fungi; Ascomycota; Schizosaccharomycetes; Schizosaccharomycetales; Schizosaccharomycetaceae. The coding region runs from base 383 to 1435 and encodes 350 amino acids. Gene Ontology annotation, biological process: peptidyl-hypusine biosynthetic process. The transcript has 3 exons.